ACCACGCUAUGGUGCAGCCAUUUUGUUGGAGUCCUUUGUACGAAGAAGUCGCCCUGUGUAAAGAAAGAACAGUUUUAAAAAUGGCAGAUGAAGAAACUCCCCAAACCGAGCAGAUUGAACAACAAAAUGGCGAGGAGUUCACUGAAAACGCAGUGGAACCAAUGGAAGGCGAUGAAUCGGGCGGUGGAGAUCAGGCAGAAGGAGGAAAUCCUGAAGACGAAGACGACAGAAAGUUGUUUGUUGGUAAUCUGAGCUGGGAAACUACACAAAAGGAUCUGAAAGACUAUUUUUGUAAAUACGGAGAAGUAGAAAACUGCACAUUAAAGACAGAAAUUGAAACAAAAAGAUCAAGAGGAUUUGGUUUUGUUGUAUUUAAAUUAGCAUCUGUAGUGGACAAGGUUUUAGAAGAGAAAGAACACAAAUUAAAUGGACGAACAAUAGACCCAAAAAAAGCAAAUCCAAGAAGAGAAGUGGUAAAGAAAAUAUUCGUUGGAAAAUGUGAUCCAAGCACAGAAGAAAGUGAAAUUAAAGAAUAUUUCUCCAAAUUUGGAAAGGUAGAGAAAGUGGAAUUGCCAUUUGACAAACAAAAGGACCAAAGACGAGGCUUUGUGUUUGUGGAAUUUGAUUCUGAAAAGGCUGUAGAGAAAGUAUUAAAUGAAACUACACACAAAAUGGGCUCACAAGAGUUUGAUGUAAAGAAAGCCACACCCACAAAUCAAAGUAAAAGAGGAGGACGUGGUGGAUUCUUUGAUGGAGGAAGAGGAGGUAGGGGUCGUGGAGGGUACAACCAAGGUUACUAUGGAAACCAAGGUGGUGCUUAUCCUGCUUACAAUUAUGGUGGUUAUGGUAAUUAUGACAGCAAUUACUAUAAUAAUUAUGGAUAUGGAUGGGGAGGAUAUGACCAAAGUUACUAUGGUGGAUAUGGGGGUUAUGGAGGCUAUGAUUAUGGCAAUGGAAGUUGGGGAUAUGAUCAAGGCCAACAGACAAGUCAAUAUGGUAAAACACAGAAAGGUGCCCGAGGAGGAGGAGGUUAUCAUCCAUACAACCGAUGAAGAAAUUUAUAGGUCUCAUUUUUAAUAAUGGUAAUUCAUCGAUUCAUCCUCAUCCCUCAUCAAUCAAUCAAUGGAAUAUCAUCGAUCAUGGACAUGUCAACUUUUUUAACAAAAAAUGUUGUAUACACAACUAUGUGAUUUUUAACUUUUGCUUUGUUUUAAAAAAAAACUGUUUACUCUUGUCAAGAAAGCAAGAGUUUAAAAUACAUAGUGUAAAUAUUGUAAUUUGAAUAAAUGUCCCUGGUCAGGGAAAAUUGAAAAUAAA
This is a messenger RNA of Mytilus californianus (California mussel), 1317 nucleotides long. RefSeq names its product heterogeneous nuclear ribonucleoprotein D-like-A. The record is from RefSeq and is a predicted model, not a curated record. The coding region runs from base 9 to 1052 and encodes 347 amino acids. Gene Ontology annotation, cellular component: nucleoplasm. NCBI's taxonomy places the organism in Eukaryota, Metazoa, Mollusca, Bivalvia, Mytilida, Mytilidae. Gene Ontology annotation, biological process: regulation of gene expression. The transcript is spliced from 10 exons. Gene Ontology annotation, molecular function: RNA binding.